Molecule: messenger RNA, 1298 nt
Organism: Capsicum annuum
Lineage: Eukaryota; Viridiplantae; Streptophyta; Magnoliopsida; Solanales; Solanaceae
Product: malignant T-cell-amplified sequence 1 homolog
Exons: 8
Coding region: 85-792 (235 amino acids)
Biological process (GO): formation of translation preinitiation complex
Molecular function (GO): RNA binding
Source: RefSeq, a predicted model, not a curated record
AGGUAACUCAUUCCGUAAUUAAUUAUUUUAAAAUUAUAAUACUAUUAUUUUUUUUCUUUCUUAAAAUAAAUAACUAAUUGUGAGAUGGUGCAAGAAUCUGAUCAUCAGGGUCGAACUCAGAAUCUGAGAUCCCUUAGCUUUCUUACAACGCGGCGCGCGCGUACACAGAGAAACAGGAAAGGUGUCAAAAUUUAUCAAUUCAUCGCCUUAAACCCUUUUUCUCUCACUCAGAAUCAGGCCGUGAAAAUGUUCAAGAAGUUUUCAACUGAAGAAGUGUCUGGACAAAAUCAAGUCAAGGCAUCUGUGCAGCGUAAAAUUCGUCAAAGCAUUGCGGAAGAGUACCCAUUACUAGAGCCAGUGUUGGAAGAUUUGCUUCCAAAGAAGUCUCCGCUCAUUGUUGCAAAAUGUCAAAAUCAUCUGAAUCUAGUUGUGGUAAACAAUGUACCUCUGUUUUUCAACAUACGUGAUGGGCCUUAUAUGCCUACUUUACGUCUUCUGCAUCAAUAUCCAAAUAUAAUGAAAAAACUCCAAGUUGACAGGGGCGCUAUUAAAUUUGUCCUCUCUGGAGCCAACAUAAUGUGUCCGGGCCUUACUUCUCCUGGGGGUGCUUUGGAUCUUGAAGUGGGAGCAGAAACUCCUGUGGCUAUUAUGGCUGAAGGGAAGCAACAUGCUCUAGCUAUUGGCUUUACAAAGAUGUCGGCAAUCGACAUAAAGGCAAUCAACAAGGGAAUUGGUGUGGAUAACAUGCAUUAUCUUAAUGAUGGCCUCUGGAAGAUGGAACGACUGGAUUGAGCUUGAAUAUCACUCAAGGCCCAUCUUUUUACUAGAGGGACAAUGUCUUACCUUACCUGCUGCAAAUAGAAAGACUUGCUCAUCGUUAUGCAGCUGUUAUUUCAUUUCUCUAGAUGUUAGUGAUCAAGCUGAACAAAAUUUCCUUAAAUUUAAUGAAGGCAAGGCAAGUAUUCCAGGGGAUUUAUACUAUAAUUAAUGAUUAUGUUUCGGAACUGUGCUCCCAUUACCUCUGGUCACCAAUGCAAGCCAAGUUCAAAAAUCAGCUACGUCGCGCUCACAGCCCAAUUAUUGUUUUUACCAGGUUUUACAACACCGUUUUAAUUAAGAUUCUCUGUAGUUUUGUUGAGUUUUAUAUGUAUUAAUCUUAAGCUUUAAAAGCCAAAAUGAGGCCUAAAAUUUUUAUCUGCAUUGUAAUAUGGAAGGUGAAAUAACUUGCAAUGUUUUGAAAGUGGAUUCGACUUGGAAUGACAGUUUCAUGGCAAUAGUCUGCAUGAUCGAUCAGGGAA